Messenger RNA from Polyodon spathula (Mississippi paddlefish), 4951 nucleotides. RefSeq names its product VPS53 subunit of GARP complex (gene vps53). The transcript has 22 exons. Gene Ontology annotation, biological process: retrograde transport, endosome to Golgi. Lineage: Eukaryota; Metazoa; Chordata; Actinopteri; Acipenseriformes; Polyodontidae. Gene Ontology annotation, cellular component: GARP complex. Bases 297 to 2795 code for a protein of 832 amino acids. The record is from RefSeq and is a predicted model, not a curated record.
AAAUUCAUUACAGUCCUUUUAAAAAAAGGUUUGGUCAUUUGUUAAGUGCAUAUGAUGUUAUCAAUGCUUUCGUUUACGAACUUAAAACUAUUGCAUCAGCAUAGACUUUUGAAAAACUGGCAUUAUUUACUGUGUUAACAUCAUGCAGGUUUUACACAGAAACACACACCUGCACAGGUAACUGCAGACUCCUAUACAGUCCGCCACUAUCCCAUCGUCCUCCGCUGCUGGGCGGAUCACUGUAGUCCUCCCCAUUCCCACAAUCCCCUCGUUUGAGGAAUCUGCUUUUGAUUUCAAUGAUGGAGGAAGAGGAGCUCGAAUUUGUGGACGAAUUGGAGGCGAUUUUACACCUCACCCCCGAGGUGCAGCAGGCGAUAGAGCAGGUGUUUCCGAGCCAGGACCCCCUGGACAGAGCUGACUUCAACGCUGUGGAGUAUAUCAACACGCUCUUCCCCACCGAACACUCAUUGGCCAACAUAGAUGAUGUCGUGAACAAGAUUCGCUUUAAAAUCCGACGUCUGGAUGAUAAUAUCAGAACGGUUGUGAGAGGGCAGACCAACGUGGGACAGGAUGGCAGACAGGCUCUUGAAGAGGCACAGAAAGCCAUCCAGCAGCUCUUCGGCAAAAUUAAAGACAUCAAAGACAAGGCAGAGAAAUCUGAGCAAAUGGUUAAAGAAAUCACCCGGGAUAUCAAGCAGCUGGACCAUGCCAAGCGUCACCUGACCACCUCCAUCACCACACUGAACCACCUGCACAUGCUGGCCGGGGGGGUGGACUCUCUAGAGGCGAUGACUCGACGGAGGCAGUACGGCGAGGUGGCUAACCUGCUGCAGGGGGUGGUGAAUGUGCUGGAGCACUUCCACAAGUACAUGGGAAUCCCACAGAUCCGCCAGCUCUCAGAAAGAGUAAAAGCUGCACAGACUGAACUGGGGCAGCAGAUUCUGGCAGACUUUGAAGAGGCUUUUCCUUUGCAAGGAACCAAGCGACCCGGGGGUCCCAGUAACGUUUUGCGAGACGCCUGCCUCGUAGCCAAUGUGCUCGAUCCCCGAAUCAAACAGGAAAUUAUCAAAAAGUUCAUCAGGCAGCACCUGUCCGAAUACCUGGUUCUCUUCCAGGAAAACCAAGAUGUGGCCUGGUUGGAUAAGAUUGACCGGCGCUACGCCUGGAUCAAAAGGCAGCUGGUGGAUUACGAGGAGAAGUACGAGCGCAUGUUCCCAGGGGAGUGGUGCAUGACGGAGCGCAUCGCUGUGGAGUUCUGUCACAUCACCAGGAUAGAGCUGGCGAAGCUGAUGAGAACGAGGGCAAAGGAGAUUGAGGUGAAGCUGCUUCUCUUUGCCAUCCAGAGAACCACGAACUUCGAGGGGCUGCUGGCCAAGCGCUUCUCUGGCAGCACGCUGCGAGACGGUGGCGGGAAGAAACCGGAGCCACCUCCUCCUUCGACAAACCCCUUCCUGGAGGACGAGGCCGGGAGCGAUGAGUCCUCUCUGGAGAGGGACGAGGACCUGGACAAGCCAAAGAAGCCCAAAGCCCCUGACAACCCCUUCCACGGCAUCAUCUCCAAGUGCUUUGAGCCCCAUCUCUACGUCUACAUAGAGUCGCAGGACAGGAACCUGGGGGAGCUGAUUGACCGCUUCGUGGCUGAUUUCCGAGCUCAGGGUCCCCCCAAGUCCAGCACAGACGAUGCGGGGGCCGUGCUGCCCAGCUGUGCUGAUCUCUUUGUCUAUUAUAAGAAGUGCAUGGUGCAGUGCUCCCUGCUCAGCACCGGAGAGCCCAUGAUCGCCCUCUCCACCAUCUUCCAGAAGUACCUGCGCGAGUAUGCCUGGAAGAUCCUCUCUGGGAACCUGCCCAAGACCUCCAGCAGCAGCAGCGGGGGGCUAACCAUCAGCAGCCUCCUGAAGGAGAAGGAGGGUCCGGAGGCAGCCAAGUUCUCUGUGGACGAGCUGUGCCUGGUCUGCAGCAUCCUCAGCACUGCCGAGUACUGCCUGGCCACCACGCAGCAGCUUGAAGAGAAGUUGAAGGAGAAGGUUGAUAAGAUCCUGGUCGAGAGGAUAAACCUGACUGGAGAGAUGGACACCUUCAGCAAUGUGAUCUCAAACAGUAUCCAGUUGUUAGUGCAAGACCUGGAUGCAGCCUGUGAUCCUGCUCUUACUGCCAUGAGUAAGAUGCCGUGGCAGAACGUGGAGCACGUAGGCGACCAGAGCCCCUACGUCACCUCCAUUAUCAUGCACAUCAAGCACAACGUCCCAGUCAUUCGGGACAACCUCGCCUCCACGCGCAAAUACUUCACCCAGUUCGUCAUUAAAUUCGCCAACUCCUUCAUUCCGAAGUUCAUUAACCACCUCUUCCGAUGCAAGCCAAUCAGCAUGGUGGGAGCAGAGCAGCUCCUGCUGGACACUCACUCUCUGAAGACGGUUCUGCUGGAUCUGCCCUCCAUCGGGUCCCAGGUGGUCCGCAAGGCGCCCGCCAGCUACACCAAGAUCGUGGUGAAGGGCAUGACGCGCGCGGAGAUGAUCCUCAAGGUGGUGAUGGCCCCUCAUGAGCCCUCCGUUGUGUUUGUGGACAAUUAUAUCAAACUCCUCGCUGAUGGAAACCCUGAAACAUUUCAGAAGAUUCUAGACAUGAAGGGCCUGAAGCGCAGUGAGCAGAGCAGCAUGCUGGAGCUCUUCAGACAGAGACUGCCCACACCCCCCUCGGGAGCAGAGGGCACCCCCUGCCUGACCUACAGCACCCCCACCCCCGAGCAGGAGUCUUCCAGGAUCCGCAAGCUGGAGAAGCUCAUCAAAAAGAGGCUGUGAACCGAGACAGACUGGGGUACCCCCCCUCCCCCCCAACGCACAUCUCCCCCUACUGCUGCUGCGUCCGCCAUCGAAACAGGAGCAAGAAGAAAAGAGAAGCUACCAGCCCAGACGUGUUUCCAGAAGAUCUAGUAAAAGGAACGCUCAAGUUCUGUAAAGAGAGUGAUAUUUCUUGUUUUAUUUAAUGUGUGUGUGCAACUCUCACAUGCCUGGACUGAGGUUCAGUUUCUGAAUUUUUAAACUCUUUGUCUUAAUCAGGAAUUCUUGACUGGACACGGCUGUUCUGUUCUAUUGGGACCCAGUGUAACAAAAUGCUCUGCUUCCCGUAUGCAAAGUGAUUAUAAAGGCAGAGUGCUUUAUUAAUGACCCUGGAACAGGAAAACCUCUUUAGCGUCAGUUCUGUAAUGCCACAUGGCAGGUAGGUGUUGGGGAGAACAAUCUGAUGUUCAAUUAGUGCCAUAGGAGACACUGGUCGUGUACUGCAGUUUUCCACUGGAAUCCGAACAUGUGUGCCUGAUUCGGUGAGAAACACUACAGGGUCUCGCUAGAAUGGAUCAGAUGCUGUGGUGCAAAUUGUGCAUUGAAUGUGAUUUUGUUCUCCCCAUCACCUGAUUAAUGCACGUGGGAAUUAUAUUGCUGUGAAAGCCGUCUUAUUGUAGCAAAUGGAAUAUAUGAGAGAAACGCAGCUGCUCCAUCCUGUACACCGCUCAUCAGCAGGGGCUCUGAUCUUUAAGAUCAGGGCACUACAUCUGGGUUGAGUUCAGUUUUUGCUGUCUCUGCAAGAUAUUUUUUUGCCUGGGUUGGGUAGGGAGAUUAAAAAUAAUAAAAAAGUCAAGGUUAACUAAAGCCUAAAUAGAAGAAACGCAUGACUUCCAGGUAAUUGUUGCUAAAGGAACAAAUUGUGCUUUUGCCACUUGUGUGGUUUCAGCACUGCAAAGAUCCUGUUGAGAUUGGAACACACUUUACCUCCAGGCUCCGAUGUUUGAACCUUCCAGUAGAAAUAGGCGUUGUCUCUGGGGUCCUGGGUACUUGCAAUUCCAACAUUGGCAUUGCAGGAGGAGUUGAAGUUGGGGCUUGCUGUAGCUUCUCAAUGAGAAAUUACGGCUUUGUCAUGGUUAACCAUGGUUUUUACUAUGCUAAACCUUACUGCAGUUCACCAUAUGUGCUUUACCUAGCCUUCGCUAUGCUGUGCUACACUUUACCAUGCUUUUACCAUGCCAGUCAGCUCAACCUUUGCAGAGGGUCACAAACUUGAUUCGUAAGCGAUGUAUCUAACAGCUGUUUGGAGAUGGCCAGCAGAUCAUUGUACAGCCUAGAAGGGGCCAGCGAGAAGCUGGAGGGCUCCCCUGUUAGCUGCGUCCCAGGCACCUUGCCAGAUGGCAAGAAAAGACCUCAAUAAUGUGCUCUUUGUUUAAAGUGCCGCUUCCCUGUUUUUUUUUGCAGUUCCUUUCUCAUGUUUAUCUGUGCUGAUCGAGGAGUCCUGUCGGAACACAGAUUAGACUACAAAGGAGUAGCAGGGGGGGGAGGGGACACAGACGCACAUGAACAGAGCUGUGAAAGGGAGAGUUCACGGUCAGGAGGAGCUGUUGCAGCACUUGCUCUUUGCAAAACCCUGAUGUAGAAACCCAUGUUAAAGAUAAGGCCAUCUAAUGAUUGCCUGCCCCUCCCUGUGCAGGAAGUUGGGUUAGUUUGGGUCUGAGCGGUGCGGAUUGCUUAAAGGGGGAGAGUGUGUGGUCUGAAUACUGGUUACUGUAAAGGUUCAGAGCACAAAAACACAAUCCUCAACAAAUUAAAAAAAAAAAAAAAAAAAAACGUUACCUGAAUUUUGGUACAUCUGUUCAUUUUUCAUAUUAUUUAUGUCAGUAUAUCCUGCAAGUAUAUUUCUUCACGUGCAAACUGUUAAAGAUUCUAGAAGUCAUCUGUUGGUCAUACACGAUAUGGGUCGACUCUCUCCUUGUCUGUCUUUUUCUUCUCUCUAACGCAGUGUAAGAAUGGAUGGAUUUGUAAUGUUCUGUACUUGAAACUUCAUGAUAGUAAGAAGCCAAAGCAUGGUCUUUUCUAUCCUAGCAGAACAGAAGCCUCGUCCAUUCUGGACAAGUCACCAGAAUAAAUCUCCACAGGUGACUGUAAAUCGGGGGGGGGGGGGGGAUCUUUUG